CGUCUGCUUGACUUGCGAAACAGAGAGGGCGGGGAAGGGGGAAAGGAUCACAGAGUUGUGGGGAGUGUCGGAGAACGCAGGUGUGGAGAAUUCAUGGCCGACGAGUUGGAGAAGAAAGCCGCUGGGGCCUUCGUAGACGAUAACUUCGAACUAGCUUGCGAUCUCUACUCGCAGGCCAUCGACAUGGACCCGACCAACGCGGACUUCUUCGCCAAUCGAGCACAAGCCAAUAUCAAGCUCAAGAGAUACACAGAGGCUGUUGCUGAUGCAAACAGGGCGAUUGAAUUGGAUCCUUCAAUGGCUAAAGCUUAUUUGCGGAAAGGUACUGCAUGUAUCCAACUUGAAGAGUUUGAGACAGCGAUGGAAGCACUUAAGAAAGGUGCUUCGUUGGACCCAAAGAACAUGAAGUUCGGUGAUUUGAUUGAGGAGUGUGACAAGGGCAUUGCAGAAGAGGUGAGUAAUAGCUGUAAGUCAUUGGUUCCCAAUAACCAUCUGACUGCUGUUUCUUCAUCACUUGGAUUUCUGUCAGACGGUACCAACACUGCAAAUGGACAUGAUGUUAGACAUGGCUACAACCAUACAAGUUCAGAAGUGUCAGUUCCGAAGCCAAAAUAUAGACAUGAAUACUACCAGAAGCCUGACCAAGUUGUCUUGACCAUUUUUGCCAAGGGAAUAUCAUCAGAAUAUAUUAAGAUCGAUUUUGGAGAACAGUUGUUAAGUGUGAUCAUUGAAGUUCCCAAUGAGGAGAUUUUCUGUUUUCAGCCACGGCUAUUUGCCAAGAUUUUGCCUCAAAGGUGCAGGUGUACCAUUUUGUCAACAAAAAUAGAAAUUCGUCUUUUCAAAGCUGAUGAAUCUAUUAAUUGGACAUCUCUCGAAUACAAGGGUGGAGUAUCUACUUCGCAGAGGCUGCACUCAUUGUCUGUAGAGACAAGACCCCGGCCUGCAUAUCCAUCCUCGAAAAGCAAGGGAACCGACUGGGAUAAGCUGGAAGCUGAAGUUAAAAGAGAGGAGAAGGAUGAGAAGUUGGAAGGAGAUGCUGCUUUAAACAAGUUGUUCCGUGAUAUAUACCAGAAUGCGGAUGAGGAUACCAGACGCGCGAUGAAAAAAUCUUUUGUGGAGUCAAAUGGCACAGUGCUGUCAACGAAUUGGAAGGACGUUGGCUCAAAAACGGUUGAGGGCAGUGCUCCUGAUGGGAUGGAGAUGAAGAAAUGGGAAUACUAGUGGUUUUAUUCUCCAUCUCUGUUUUCAUGGCAUGGAGUGUUUCGGGAGCAAUCCUGUUUUGUCUCUUCUGUUUUCGGUUUAAAUGUGAUCAAUCUGUUGGACAGAGACUUUCCUGCCUGCUAAUUUGUCUGUCCAUAGUUGAUUUUUUGUCAGUGGGUUUGAAGAAAUAAUUUCCAUCCUUCUAAGGUUGAUUAUGUUGGUCUACUGGGGAGGGGCCUGGCUUCUCCGAGUCAUGUAUCUUGGGAUGUUGAGAAAUUUAUUUGGUGGUCAAGCUGUGUUCAUUUCAA
Nymphaea colorata (pocket water lily) is the source of this 1508-nucleotide messenger RNA. RefSeq names its product protein SGT1 homolog A-like. The transcript is spliced from 10 exons. Bases 94 to 1221 code for a protein of 375 amino acids. Gene Ontology annotation, molecular function: protein-folding chaperone binding. The record is from RefSeq and is a predicted model, not a curated record. Gene Ontology annotation, cellular component: nucleus; cytoplasm. Gene Ontology annotation, biological process: protein stabilization; defense response to fungus. NCBI's taxonomy places the organism in Eukaryota, Viridiplantae, Streptophyta, Magnoliopsida, Nymphaeales, Nymphaeaceae.